AUGUCCUGCCCCUCAUCUGUCGACGAUGUCGAAAAAGGGAUCGGCGAGCAGGAGCCAUUCCCUACUGUGCGCGUGCCACUCGCAAUAGGUCAUUCCGACUCCAACAUGACUGAUACGACUUUAACGAACACACCCCCGUCUACGCCGGCCGCUGAGAACUCGCCCAGACUUCCCCAUUCCUCCACUGACAAGCUGGAACCGGAGUCGCUAUCAUCUCCUCCCUCCCGCGGAAUACCUCCAGUAUUGUCGCCACCGAAGAAGAAGCUUGUAACAUACAGGGCAUCCAGAUGGGUCCGAUUUCAACUGUGGUUUAACACAUAUCGCAAAUUCUUCGCCUUCGUCAUGGCCAUCAAUCUAACAGGGAUUGCCCUUGCUAUUGCUGGCGUUUGGUCAUAUCCACGGAGAUACACAGGCGCGCUCGUCCUGGGCAAUCUACUUGCCGCCAUCCUUAUGCGAAACGAACUUUUCGGACGCCUGCUGUACCUAAUCGUGAAUACCUGCUUCGCGAAAUGGACACCGCUUGCAUUUCGCCUAGGGUGUACGUCUGUGCUACAGCAUCUGGGCGGCAUUCACUCAGGGUGUGCGACUUCUGGGUUCCUUUGGCUCAUAUUCCGCGUUGCGACGAUCUUAAUCGACCAUAAAAACAACCACGAUUCGAUCCUUGUCAUGGGUGUUAUUACGAACAUCAUCGUCGGAAUAUCCAUCAUCUCUGCAUUCCCUUGGGUUAGGAAUACACACCACAACAUCUUUGAGAGGCACCAUCGCUUCAUGGGGUGGCUAGGAUUGAUAGCAACUUGGAUAUUUGUUGUUCUCGGCAACAGUUACAAUUUGAAGACGCAUUCUUGGAAUCCGGACGGUCUGCAUGUCAUUAGACAGCAGGACUUCUGGUUUGCGUUCGGAAUGACUGUCUUUGUCAUAAUUCCGUGGUUCACUAUCCGUGAAGUCCCGGUGCAGGUUGAAAUCCCAUCACCAAAAGUGGCAAUAAUCCGCUUCGAACGCGGCAUGCAACAAGGUCUACUUGCGAGGAUCAGCCGAAGUUCUAUUAUGGAGUACCAUGCUUUCGGUAUCAUCUCCGAGGGACCCAAGGCGAAGGACCACUACCUAAUCUGUGGGGUGCAGGGCGACUUCACCCGCUCCCUCGUCGAGAAACCUCCUACCCAUCUCUGGACGCGGCAGUUGAAGUUCGCAGGCGUCUCCAACACUUCCACACUCUACAAACGAGGCAUCCGAGUAUGCACCGGAACGGGCCUAGGUGCCGCUCUCUCUACAUGUCUGCAGAGUCCUGACUGGUACCUGGUCUGGAUAGGCUCUGAUCAAGAAAAGACAUUCGGCCCAACAAUAUCUGGACUCCUCCAUCGCAACAUUGGGCCUGAGCGAAUGACGUUGUGGGAUUCCAAGAAGAGAGGUGGGCGACCAGACGUCAUGAAGCUCAUCAAGGAGGCAUAUUACUCUUGGGGUGCUGAAGUCGUAUUUAUCACUUCGAAUUAUCUCGGAAACCGCGAGAUGAUGGAGGGUUGCAAGGAGGCUCGGAUACCAGCGUUCGGAACACUCUGGGACUUUUAA
Molecule: messenger RNA, 1563 nt
Organism: Cyclocybe aegerita
Lineage: Eukaryota; Fungi; Basidiomycota; Agaricomycetes; Agaricales; Hemipholiotaceae
Source: the annotation of a GenBank genome assembly